Carica papaya (papaya) is the source of this 1609-nucleotide messenger RNA. Its product is annotated as transcription factor MYB44-like. Gene Ontology annotation, molecular function: RNA polymerase II cis-regulatory region sequence-specific DNA binding; DNA-binding transcription factor activity, RNA polymerase II-specific. Lineage: Eukaryota; Viridiplantae; Streptophyta; Magnoliopsida; Brassicales; Caricaceae. Gene Ontology annotation, biological process: regulation of DNA-templated transcription. Gene Ontology annotation, cellular component: nucleus. The record is from RefSeq and is a predicted model, not a curated record.
CCUCCUCUGUCUCUCCUCUGAACUAACAAAAUACCAAACCACAACCCUCUUCUCUUCUUCCUCUUCUUCUUCUUCUUCUUCUUCUUCUUCAAUCUCUCUCGUACCUGAAACAAUCCACCUCUCAUCAGGAGAAAUAUUUUCUUUGACAGAUUCAUCGUAUAUGAUCUGUUAACCACAGUCGGCGAAAGAUGGCUUCAACGAGGAAAGAAGUGGAUCGGAUCAAGGGCCCAUGGAGUCCCGAAGAGGACGAACUGCUACAGAGGCUGGUGCAGAAGCAUGGACCACGGAACUGGUCGCUGAUCAGCAAGUCGAUUCCGGGUAGAUCCGGCAAGUCUUGCCGGCUGAGAUGGUGUAACCAGCUGUCUCCCCAGGUGGAGCACAGAGCCUUCACCGCGGAGGAAGACGAGACCAUAAUCCGGGCCCACGCGCGGUUUGGAAAUAAGUGGGCCACGAUCGCUAGACUCCUUAAUGGCCGCACCGACAACGCCAUUAAGAAUCACUGGAACUCGACCUUGAAGAGGAAAUGCGCCUCCGUCGUCCCUGACGAUGGUAAUCUCCUCGGUUGUGGAGUCUACGAUGGUAAUUUGGCCGACGACAACCAACACCAGCAGCCUCUGAAAAGAUCCUACAGUGCGGGUUCGGGUCCACCCGUAUCCACGGGUUUGUACAUGAGCCCGGGGAGCCCUUCAGGGUCUGACGUCAGCGAUUCAAGCGUACCUGUCUUGUCCUCCUCCCACGUGUACAGACCCGUAGCGAGAGCAGGUGGAGUCGUGCCUCCUCUAGAAACGGCGUCGUCUUCUAACGACCCACCUACCUCGUUGAGCUUAUCCCUUCCCGGCGUCGACUCCGGCGAGGUGUCAAACAGGAUCAACGAGUCAACCCAACCGCCUGCCGCCAAUGCAAACUCGAAUGUGAUCACGAGCGCGAAUGUGGUGCCCUUUUUGCCGGUGGUGAGUCGUGAACCGGCGGGGAGGGAAGAAGUUGGAAAAGGGUUUUUUGGGUUCAGUACGGAGUUCAUGGCUGUGAUGCAGGAGAUGAUUAGGAGUGAAGUGAGGAACUACAUGGAGGGGCUUCAGCCGCAGAUACAACAUAGCAAUGGCGGAGUCGGUGGCGGGGGAGGUGGGAUCGGAGGCAUGUGUAUGCAGAGCUUGAGUGGUGGCCGUGAUGGUGGGUUCAGGAAUGUUGUCUCUAUGAAUCGGGUUGGAGUUGGGAAGAUUGAGUAGUGAUUGCAGAUGGGUUGUUAUAUUAGCCUGUAACUCAAAUGAACACAGUAGAGAAAAAGAAAUGGACGGAGAGAGAAAACUGGGCUUUUGUUUUUUCUCUUUUGUUUUCUUUUUAAUUUUCUAGGGAAAAUAAUUUUGGUUAAUGUACAGUGAGAGAAAGUAAGGCGAAGAAGGCAAGUAAGACAAGACGACACCUUCGCGAAAAUCCGAUCGGAAAAAAAUCCAACUUUUGAAUUUUGAUCGAUCGAUCGAUGGCCGUUGGUUGCUAUGGACAAAAAUUGUGCAAUUAGCAAAAUUAAAAGUUAGAAAAAGAAGGGGGAAAAAAAAGAAUUUCCAUAAUUUUCAGCAUCAAUUUUUAAGUCUGUCGUAAUCUAAAUUCUGAUAAA